AUGAGCUCAACUAAUGAGGGAUCCAACUUUGUCCCACGUAAGCUGAAUCCAUACGAAAAUGAGCUCUAGUUUGAAUAUCAAAGAUUGCAUACUAAUUAGACUUAGAAUAUGAUGAAAAAAAAUAAUGUUUAGCAAGGUCCUAACUUGUAAGUAAUUAGCAUUUUACAAAACUACCCAGACAAGUUGAAUGAGAAACCUAUUUACGAUUCUAAAUAGUAGCAAUUUUUAAUUAUAAAAGAUUAAGAAACAGAUUAAGAAUAAGAUAAAGAAAAGGAUUAAUCAGUGUAAUUGACAACAGCCUUUAAUCCUAAUUAAUACGAGGUUGAUGAUCUUAGUGGUGACUUGUUAAAGAAAAAAAAUUAGAAAGAUUUGCAUUAAGGUAGUGUAAGAUUAACUGAUGAGGCCAACUUUGUUGGAAGCCCAAUUGAUUUAAGGAAAAUUUAAUACGAAGAAGAUGAUUUAAAGAGAUAGCAGAAUAUUAAUAACAUAAUUAUGGAAAUAGAUAAAAAUGAAAGAGCAGUAAAAAAACUAAAAUAUAUCUGGCCAUAUUCAAAAUUAGAAAAUCAUAAACUUCAGGAUAUAUAAGAGAAAACAAAUGAAUAUUUUAGGAACUAAAACAAUAAAAUUUUGAAUCAAACAGUCAAAAACAGUUCAAAUAUAUAAUGGGAUGAAUUUGAUAAAAUGCCUCCAUCUUCAUCUCACCAAAGAAGCCAAAGCCAUACAAGAAGAAGAUCUUCAUUAAAUAAAGAAAAGAAGAGCAGUUAAUUAACUUAAGAAUACUAUUAGAAUGAAAAGCCAGAUAAUUUUGAAUCUAUUAGAAACAAUAACAAUAAUAAUAAAAUGAUAUAGACUCAAUACAGUUUUUCAAUAAAUCCUCAUGAUAAGCAAAAUUUAAAUAGAAGCAAAGAAAAUGAUAAUCCUAAAACAUAAGCAGAAGUUUAAGAAAAUAUUAAUUUAGAAGAUAAUAACAGCUCAUUCCUUUCAAAUACUCAUGCAAAAUAAAAAUUCUCAGAAAUGACAGAAUAAAGAGGUAAAUUAGAAUCCAAAGAGGGUUUAAGAAAUGUCCUGCUCCGAUAAUCUCAUCAAAAAAAAUAAGAACCAUGGCAAAUAAUGCAAUACUAGAAAACCCUUCCUGAUGAUAGAAAUCAAGUGAUUUAGUCAAGAGGAGCAAGUAGAUACUCAAGGUCAAGAUCACAAUCUCGAAAUGGUUAAUAUCCACAAAGUAAUGUAAAUACUCGUUAAUCAACUUAGAGCAAUUAAGUUUCACCUCGUGCCUAUGAUAAAGACCUUGAUAACUCUUCAAGAUCACAAUCUCGAAAUGGUUAAUAUCCACAAAAUAAUGCUAAUACUCGUUAAUCAACUUAGAGCAAUCAAGUUUCACCUCGUGUCUAUGAUAAGGACCUUGAUAACUCUUUUUAAGUUUAAUAAGAUUUUAGAUAUAACGAUAAAACUCUCAUGAAUAAAAAAAACAAAGAUCCAAUAAAUCACAGCUAUGAAAAUAGAGUGAAUAAUAUAAAUUAUUUUGAAGAUGAUAACAUUAAAAGAACUAGUAGUUAAAAUUAAUAAUAUAAAAAAACAUAUUAAAAUUAUUAAAACGAAAGUGAUGAAGAUAAUGUUUUCAAAAGAUAACUACCUAAUGAAGAUGGAAGAAGAACAGUAUAUUAUGACGAUAAUAAUAGGAGAAGCAUAAAUAACGAAAUACAUAAAAAAUAAAAUACACUUGAUCCAAGUGAUUAUUAAUAGAUAAACAAUAACAGAUAAAAUACAUUAAAAAGUAGAGCACAAAGUAGGCAGAAAUCAAGAUAAGCAAGUCCAUUAGGAGCUAAUGAUGAUUAGUCAAAUUAUUAUAAGAAUUCUACAAAUAAUAGAGUAAAAACACAGCAAGAUUAUCUUCCAAGAAUCAAAAAUGGAAACGAAAAAGAAUUAAAAACAGAAGCAAAUUAUAUUGAAAAUGAAGAUGAUCAGAAAGAAACAAAUUUUAAUUAAAAAAGAAAAAAUAGUCAACCCUAUGGAGAGAGCUUUAAGGGAUCUAUUAAAUUUAGUGACCCAUAUAUUUAAAAAUAAUUAAUUGAGUUUGAAAAUGAGCAGAGGAGUUAAAAUAAUGAAAUAGAUGAAGGAUUUAUCAAAUAAGAAUAGUUAGAUAAAAUGGCAAAUUAUGUAAAAAAUUUUAAUCAAACUACAAGGGGAAAUAGAUAAUUUAGGACCUUAGAAGAUAAAAGGAACAUCAAAACGUCGUAAAAUACUCAUAGGACACUCGAUUAAGGAAAGAACAAUGAACAAAGUCUAGAAAAAGAUGAUUUCAGGAAAAGAAGAAAUAGUGGACUCAACUAAACUUUAAAAUAACAAAGAGCCCAUUCAAAAAAUGAAGUCAGAGAGAAAACUCCUGUUGAUAAUAAAGUGAGAUAUAGCGUCCAAAACGAUUAAUUCAAAGAAACUCUUAAAAGCAAGAGAAUUUAAUAGUAAGAUUUAGACAGAUUAAUGAGAGAUGAUUUUGAUGAUUUUGAAAAGGAUGCAGCUUAAAAAUCAUCUAAAUAGCGAAGUCCUAUUUAUAAAAAUAAUAAUCAAGACGAUUCUGAUAUUUUGGGAGGUGCAUCUUAAAUGGAUAAAGACAUAUUGAAAAAGCAACAGCUAAUAAAUAUACUGAAUAGUAACUAAGCUAAAGAUGUUUAAGAUAGCAAUUUAUCAUAUGGAAACAGUAAAUUUUCUAAGAUACCUUCUACUGCAAAAAAACCUGCUCUUAAAAAUAGAAUGGAAGGAAUGUAGGAUAGCGAAUUAACAUAAAAAAAAGAUAAUUAUACUGAGAAUUCAUCAUAACAGCCAAGUAGUGUUUACUUUAAAGGUAAGUAAAAUGAUAAACUCGGGAUGGAUGUGAGAAGAAUAUUCGAAGAUAUAGAAAAAAGAAAGAAAAUCCAUAGAUUGGAUGACAAAGAAACAUAAAAAAUCUAUAGCUAUGGUGAUUAUACCAUUAUCCAUCACCCAAAAUAGAAUAGCUCCAAACUACUUUAAAUAGAUGAAAACAGUAAACACUUUGAAAAUUUUUAAGAAGAAUUUGGAGAGUAAAUGAACGAUUUCUUAGACGUAGCCAUUGAUUGCCACGAAAGCUCUAAAAAAAGAUUGUCUCCUUUGGGAAAAUACAAAUUACCUUAAUCACCUAAAUCUCCUACGAGAAACCACCUUAAUAAUAUUACAAAUAAUUAUAAGGUGAAAAAGUAGCAACAAAGAAGUAAAUCUGUGUUGAACAAUGUAAGUAGAGGAAAAUCAUCUUAGAAGCAAAAAAGACAAAGUUCUAAAAAAAGUAAGGGUUAAGUUGAUUUCGAUGAAUAAAAGUACAAAUUAAUAUGUUAGAGAAUUGCUGUAAAAAUGACUUAUAUUCCUGCAGAAUACUCUAGUAGAAGUGAAUAGUAUCUUAGAGAUUUAUUAGCUGAAUUAAAGAUAUACAAUCCUGUUUUUUCUAAUAUUUCUUACUUUACUGGUGUUAAUAUAUUACGUUUAUCUCGUAUCUAUGUGUAUGAAGAAGACUCUGACAUUUACACGGAAAAUCAACCUUCAAAUUCUUCAUUUUUAAUUUUAUAUGGUCGUGUGUGUCUUUCAAGUAAAGAUAAUGGCGAAUUUAAAGAAUCUAUUAUGGGGGAAACAAUAGGAGAAGAGGCUGUUUUAGGACCUGAAGAUAAAAAUAUAAACAGAUUUGAAACAGCAACAGCAAUGGAAGAAACUUCGAUGUGCGAAAUAAAUAGAGAAUUUUUAGAAAAAUUCAGAAUAAGCUGUUCUGAAAAAGGCUUACAAGAUGAUUACAUGAGCAUUGUUACUCUCUUAAAAAAGAAUUUUAUAUAAAAAAAGACACUACGUUUACUCAAUGCAUAAAAAGACUAAGCAGAAUGA
Molecule: messenger RNA, 3879 nt
Organism: Tetrahymena thermophila SB210
Lineage: Eukaryota; Ciliophora; Oligohymenophorea; Hymenostomatida; Tetrahymenidae
Product: cyclic nucleotide-binding domain protein
Exons: 5
Source: RefSeq, a predicted model, not a curated record